Lineus longissimus is the source of this 5285-nucleotide messenger RNA. Its product is annotated as calcyphosin-2-like. The record is from RefSeq and is a predicted model, not a curated record. The coding region runs from base 125 to 2077 and encodes 650 amino acids. Gene Ontology annotation, molecular function: calcium ion binding. Lineage: Eukaryota; Metazoa; Nemertea; Pilidiophora; Heteronemertea; Lineidae. The transcript has 16 exons.
GUUGGGGAAAAGAGUGUCAAGUCAAUUUAUCAACAGAUAUUUCACGAAUAAGUCAUCUAAAGAAAGAAAGGAUCAUAUGAAAUAAACUUCUUGCUCCCAGGUUCAGUGAACUCCGUCCAUAAUCAUGAGUUUAGGUGUAGUUGGUACAUCAACCCCUCGGGCCAGCCAGAGGAAUUUGCCCGGGAACGGAAGAGGUAGUCGUCCAACAAGUGCCAGACCACAAAGUCGAAUUGAUCCUAUCACUGGAAGGGAAAUGACUUAUGGCAACCAGGGUCAUCCACGUCCAGGGAGUAGGCCAGGCAGCAGACCACAGGAAGUUCCAGCUUUGGAUUUGAAAGCCUUUGCUGAUCAGAAUGAGAAGUCAGGUCUACAAGGUCAGAUAUCAUAUCGACUUCAAGAUACAGCACGCUCAGGAUCCACAGCAGUCAGUUGGGGAACGCCUGCUUCUACUGCGCGACGUGAAGCUUACCAAGAUUAUAUACCUCAAGGCAAACCUGCCAGUAACCGUCCAGGAAGUCGUCCCAGCAGCCGUCCAGCUGGAGUGCCUGGUUUACACCUUCAAGGAGAGAAUCAGGUGGCUGCAAAGAAAUCACCAAAACAGCCAAGUGCCUGGGACAAGGACCCAGUGCCCGCAAAUACUCCAGGGCCCGAUGCCAAACAUAAGGAGAAGUAUCAACAGUAUGAAAAAGAGAUGAAAGAAUCGUACAGGAACAAAGGAAAAACUGAUGUAGCGGAGGAUGAAGUUGCACGGAAAAUAGCUGAGUACAGGAAGAAACAUGGGCCGGCCGAUAUAACUGACGGAGAGUUCUUGGAACAGAUGAAAGAGAUGACCGGGCAAGCAUACAGACCUGAAACAUCAAUGAAGAAAAUGGAUGUGGAAGAACUUGAAGAUGAAAAGAGGAAACAUCACCUUGUUGAAACCGUAAUGGUAGACCAGCUCUCCAGAUUACCUAUGACAGACCCGGAUGAUGAUCAGUCGGCCGCCAUCAGCAGACGAUACGUUACUGGCACAAGAGGGACAAACCGCUUCUUACACGAAUCAAAAAUCAAAACGAGUGGCAUCGCCACAGAAAACCUGUUGUCAAGGAGAGUGAGGUUUGGCGCUCGGGUACUCUCCAGGAAUGGCCAUGAUGCAAUUCGAGAGCUCAUGGGCUUUUUCUUCACUGUGGACAACAGUUUGACACUAUACGAGUACAGACAGUUUGGAAAAAGUGCCAAAGCUCUACCGUUCAUCGGCCGUGGCACGCAUUACAGGAUUGCUGGUCGUCGUAGAGGCGAGCCGUACACCCUCCGAGAUUUGUACCCUGGGAAUGUGUUGGUAUUUUCCACCGAAGGUCAUAAUUCACUGCCGGCUACAAUCAAGGCACAACCCACUGUGUGUUUCAAGGUGACUGAGGUGGAUGAAGAGGCCAAAAAUGUCAUACUAUUGAAGACGAUGAAAGGCUAUGACAGAGAUGAGGCAAUUCUGCAGCUGCAACUUCCAGAAUCAAAAGAGGAAUUAAAUGACUUUAUGCUACUCAGAAAAUUACAAGCCCUUGUACAAGAAAAACUAAAAAAGCGUGGUGUGCGGACAGUGACUGGUUUGGGCUCCUAUUUCCGUAGUCUUGACGAGACUGGAGAUGGUGUACUCAACAAGUAUGAGUUGGAACAAGCAUUAGUCAAGUACCAUAUCAACCUUUCGGAUGAGGAAUUUGAAGACGUCUGGGAUGUUAUUGAUAUCAAUUGCGACUCUUGUGUUGAUUAUGGCGAGUUUAUGAGAGGGAUCAUCGGGUGCAUGAGCGAGUACAGGAAGAGUUUCGUAUUGAAGGCUUAUCGCAAAAUUGAUGCAAAUAAGAAAGGUCUCGUCACCGAGAGUGAUAUCAGGAAAUUCUAUAAUGCAAGAAAACAUCCUGCGGUUAUAUCCGGUGAAUCAACAGAGGUGGAAUUACUCAAACAGUUCCUGGCGUCGUUCAGCUUCACCCAAAAGAAGGGAGAGAUCACAUUUGUAGAGUUCGAGGAAUAUUAUGAAGGGCUAAGUCUUGGCAUACACAGCGAUGAAGACUUCAUCAAUGUGUUGAAGAAUACGUGGGGACUCUAGGUCAGGCUUGUACAGUUUGUAGCAUGAUGCAUGUUUUUUUUGGGGGGGGGGGGUUUGAGGCAGGCUUCCAAAGAAUUGCUGAGAGUUUAUUGCAGGGACCGCUGUGAUGAUACCAUAAAGUACCUUAGUAAGGGUCUUUUCAGAAAGUACUGGUACAUGUCAUUUGGGACUGAUUGAGCAGGAGAAUUGCUGCUCUAGAAUAUUCGAGUGCCGAGUUAUUUGAGCACUUAACAAGUGCUGAGGUUCACGUGGUGGUUUGCUUUUGUGAUUGAUACCAAUGUGUUUGUUAAGUGCGACAGAAGUUAUGCCAAAGAAUAAGCACCUUUUAAGUUCUAGAAAUAAACAUUACUUAACUCUCCGCCUACCUAUCCUGUAUGGGAUACAGGGUGGUCCUUCCCACAUAUUAUGUUAUCCCACCUACUCUAAUUAUCUCGCUGAUAUGUAAUCGAAUCGACUUCACUAUUUCACGCUGGUCUCUUUUGAGACACCACCCCACAGUUCAAAUGGAAGGAUGUCUUAAGGGCCUCUUCUGUUAAAGAAUUGAAAAAUUGAACUUGAAUUUGAAGAAUGCCAAUUGUGUUAAGGUGUACUUAAUAUGAAUUACCACAACAUCAUUGUGUAGGCAGAUAUAUGAAUAAUAUAAGUGCUAAGUUUCAGCGAAUUUCCGGGCAUAAGAAAAAAAAUAAUGUGGUGAUGUAAGUGUGGCUUUCAUAUUGCUUGACAACUGUGGCUAAAGUGACCUCAGUCUUCAAAAACUUGUGAUGUGUCAAUAUAUAGGUGAUGGGUCCAGAUUUCCCUUUUGAUGAAAAUGUGCUACCCUCUCUCUGAUGAAUGAGAUGUUGUUUGUAUGCAUUGGCCACCAAAGAGUUAAGAAUUCCUAGCAACUCCCCCUUCUUUAAUGAGGAGAGUUAGAUGGCUAAUGUAAUAUCAUGAGCUAAUUUCUCGACAGUGUCAAAUUAUUGAAGCACAAGUGUUUCUAUUUUAACGAAUUGUGAAGGUUUUGUGCAAGAUUUUAAGGUCAACUUGUGAUAAACAACAGCUCAAAUUAACCCCUGUGAAGUGUAUUUUAAGUACAAAUCUAUUUAGAUUUCAGAAAAUGGUUUUAAAUACGAACUCUAGAGCCACUUCCUUGGAACAAUAACAUGGAAAUUGGAUGAUAUUUUCUGAACCUAAACAACACUUAAUUAUUUGAAUGUUAUUCAGUUUGACGUUUAAUUGGAUGCACCCUUUGUAACCAAUCAGUGGUCUAAGAAAUAUGACACCGACCAAGUACAGGGGUUCCAGUUCUGCAAAGCCAAUGACCACUGGAGACCUCAGGAAAAAGGUAACUUCUUCUCCAUUGACUGAGGCCAGUUAAAAUAUACCAAUGGGUCCUGAAAAGGCCUUAAAGGAAUUCCUCCAUGGCUGGCGAGUUAAGUCGUGCCAUUUAGCUGGGGGUACAGUACAUCCCCACAUUUUAAACUGGGCUUGGUUGAGGUCUCUUAAUACCUGCACCAGUGGGAGGAAAAGUGAAGUCAACCCUGGGGUCUUAAGGUGUUAAUUAUUAUCCUAUUAUCACCAUGACUCCUAUGUGAGGCGGUGUGGCCUAUUUCCAGUUGUCCAGAAAGGUCAAAAUCCUAUUUCCAUUUCUGUUCUAUAUUUUACUUAAGGCGUUAAGAUGCAUGCUGCUUAGAUUCGUGAAGUUAUAAGAUAUUUUAUGUAAUUUGACAUUCCAUUUCAUCUCCUGUAUAAACCAAUUUGUAAAAUACAGUGUCGGAGAGUUUUAUUUUUCAAUGAAAGUGAUUUCCGUCCGUUAUUGAGACACUCAGUUUUACAAUUUUUUUUUAUUUACAUUUUGACCGUCCAUGAUUUUUCGUCUUAGGAAACACAUCCUCGCCCACAAAGGAUUGGCAGAAGGGCAAAGGUUAACUGUCAGAUAUCCCCCAGUCGUAUAUUAUGCAUACCAUAAUGUGUGAAGCAUGACAGUCAAGAUAUAAUAUAUUGAUGCUAUUUGACCGUUCAACGGCGCUUGCACAAAAGGCCUAUCUUACCUCUAAUUGCCCUGUGUGUGAUAAAUCCGCCUGAACCAGUUGAAAAGCUUUUCACUGUCAGCUGAGAGGUUGAAAAUGAUAUAUUUGCUUGGGCAAGUGAAUGAGUUAGUCAUUUUUAAAGCAAAUUAUUAUGAAGCUUGAGGACAAAUGGAAGGAAAUAGAGAGAAAUUUGAGAAAUUGAUGUGUGGAGAAUAUUUAGUAUAGUACAGUAGAACCUCUCUAUUAAGGACACCCUUGGGACUGACAAGUGCUGUCCUUAAUAAAGUGGUGUCUUGAUUAGAGAGGUCAAAUUGAAUGGAAACAACCAAUUUGGGACCAAAACUAGUGUCCUUGAUAGAGAGGUUGUCCUUAAUAGAGAGGUGUCCGCAAAGGGAGGUUCCACUGUACAUGUCACAUUGUAUGAGUGGCUUAGCUGGAUCAUUCACGUAGAUCUACAUCUGGAACCUCUCUGUUAGUGUUAAGGACACCCUUAGGACUGACAACACUGUUCUUAUGAUAAUAAAGGGUGUCCUGAUUAUAGAGGUGGACUUCAUUUGUAUAGAAAUGAUCCAUUUUAGGCCAAAGCCACUGUCUCUUAUAGACAAAGGUGUCUGCUAAAUGAGGUACUUCUGUAUAGAAAAAGAAUUGAAGAAAUUUACAAGUCCUCUCUAAUAUAAAAUUACAUCUUUGGUGCUGUAUUUUUUAAAAAUCAAUUAAUGUGUAUUGAUAGUACUUGUGUAUUAGUUUAGGUAUGAAUCGGAACCACAAACAUUUCCUUUUACUUGGAGCAAAAUACAUUUACAGUAGAACCUCUCUAUUAAGGACACCCUCGGGACAGACAAGUGCUGUCCUUAAUAAAGAGGUGUCCGGAUUAGAGAGGUCAAAUUGAAUGGAAACAGCCAAUUUGGACCAAAACUAGUGUCCUUAAUAGUGAGGUUGUCCUUAAUAUAGAGGUGUCCGCUAACGGAGGUUCCACUGUUAUAUUUUUUUGUCAGUGUUUAUGUGAAGUUCUGAUUCUUAUAAAGAUCUGAAUUUCUGAAAUGGUCUUCACUAACUUCUGUAUUUUAAAUGUAAAUUAAAUAUAGCGUACUUACUUUUAGUUGAGUAAAAUAUGGCGUAUGUGUUCAGUUUGUUAACGUUGUCCGAUUGGUACAUGUCAGGCAAUGUACAUAUCAUUAGGAAUGUAUGAAAUACUAUUU